AUGGCAACAAUCCACGGCGCAAAUGUACAGCAAAAUCCCGUCGCCCCGCAACAGGGCUCAAACCAUGCGGAGAGGCUCAACAUAUGGCUCGCGGACCUGGAGUCCAUACGGCGGGAGCGGCCAGUUGUCAGUCCCACCUUGUUCAUGGCGCAAAGGGUAGAAGUCGCGGCACCACCCGCAACGAGGCAAGGGGCAGCCUGGUCCGCCAGCCAAGGGGACACCACGGCGACGAGCGCCGCCCAGGCUGGCCCCGAGGUGGUGGUGGUGGUGGUGGUGGACGACGAUGACGACGUACAAGCUGAGCCGGCGGCGGCCGUGCGGAGGUUCUACGGGCAGCAGGGAGUCCAGCCAGACGAAGCCGACGGGAUGAUGCGUUAUCAGGACCAAAGCCUGGCGCGCCAGAACAAGUAUCCCUCUCGCCAGAACGGCCUCGGGUUCGACAUGGCCCGUCUGAGGCGCGACAAGGCGUGGGCGGACCCCAUAAGGACACUGCAGGACGUCCAGCCGUCCUGGGACCACGGCAUGUUCAUGCGCAACCCGCCGCUGGGCUUCGAGGAGGCUGUGAGCCGGAACUGGACCCAGGAUAGCUCCCCAACCUCCCUCCUCUUCGGGUUCCCCAUGCUCGGGAACGUAGUUUUAUACCGCGCGAUGAACUAUGGCGGCGCCCGGUCGGCCUGCUUCUUCAAGGCCCUGGCGUACCUCGUGUACGGCGACCAGUCGCUCUACCAGCGGGUCCAGGCCGAGCACCUGCAGCACUACAGCGACGUGCUGGAGUGGGAGGACCACCCACGGCACCAGCUGUACACAAUGUUGAACCAGAAGUUCUACAGCACCACCAUCUCGACAGACAACACAAGCUCGGCACUCAACAGCGAAGUGGCGACGCUGGCGAACUUCUUCCAGCUGCUCUCGAUCCCGCAGGCCUGGAUGCCGCUGGAUAUGCUCGACGUUACUGCGGACCUCUAUAAUCUCUUUAUCGUCGUAUAUACGAUCAACGAGUCCUCGACCCGGACGCACCCGCUGGUAACCGAGGUCAACGUCAAGGGAUCCUACAAUGCCAGGCAUGUCUUCCUACUCUUCAACGGCUUUCACUACCAGCCGAUGGUCCCCAACGAGUUCUUGGCCUCGGAAUUCACUUUCCCCAGGGUCACGUACGAAAACGUCAAAGGGCUUCCGUGGUCGCGUGACACAGACCAAGGCAAAAGUUCGGUCGAUCUGAGAUGGAGGAUUACGUGGGGCGCGAACUUGGACAGGCGGAAGGGCGCGCUGCCAGUCGAUCAUGUCUUCUAUAGGGAGUCGCUCAGGAUCGCGAUGACGGGCAGUUAUUCGCAGCAGUAA
Molecule: messenger RNA, 1338 nt
Organism: Diaporthe citri
Lineage: Eukaryota; Fungi; Ascomycota; Sordariomycetes; Diaporthales; Diaporthaceae
Exons: 1
Coding region: 1-1338 (445 amino acids)
Source: RefSeq, a predicted model, not a curated record